Messenger RNA from Dunckerocampus dactyliophorus (ringed pipefish), 2650 nucleotides. Its product is annotated as cornifelin-like. Lineage: Eukaryota; Metazoa; Chordata; Actinopteri; Syngnathiformes; Syngnathidae. The transcript is spliced from 5 exons. The record is from RefSeq and is a predicted model, not a curated record. The coding region runs from base 1669 to 2280 and encodes 203 amino acids.
UUAAUACAAGUAUGUAAUUGUCAUUUAUUUGAUGCAACCACUGAUGUUUGUUUGCAGGUAUUUCUUUUGCAAGUAUAUAGGCAAUACCAAUGCACAAAUACUUUUUUUUUAACCAAAACCAACAUGUUGCAAGCGCACGGUGACUGGCUUUUCACGGGUGUUCUGCUGCCAAUGUAAAGAAAACAGAAAAGGCAUCAUUCUAUAAGGGGAACCUGGAGUCAACCUUAUUGCUGCUUAAACACCCCGGAUCACGCCCUUGACACUCCUCGGUAUAUUCAAGAGGAAUUCUCUAAGCCACCGCAGACACCUCUUUGAAUUUAACUAACUUAACCUUAACUUUUAACAAGUUACAUGAAGGAACAUCACAUGUUUACACGGGCACAAUUCAACAUUCCUCCGAAAAGGAGUAGAAAGAUGCAGAGCUUAUGUCAAACUAAACUAGGGGUGUCCCAAGUGCUGCCUGGGGGCCCACGGCACAUUCUAAAAAUAUCAUUUAACAAGACAAAAAAAAUCCUAACAGCAAAAAUGGAAAAAUCCGCAGUAAUUGUACAAGAAUAAAGUGAAAAUAUGAAGAGGAAAAAACGUAAUUUAAUGAAAAAAAAAUGUCCAGAAUAACGUAAUAGUACGAGAAAAAAAAGCAUAAUUUUAGCAGCAUAAAGUUGAGUUAAUAAAGAAAAAAGACACCAAAAUUAGGCUGCAAAAAUGUAUAAUGUUACAAGAAUAAAGUCAAAACAUGAAGAGAAAAAAGUCGUAUUCUAACACGAAAAAAGUUUCCAUUUUACAAGAAUGCACUCAUAAUAUUAUGAGGGAAAAUAAUGUUGUUUUUGUAGCAUAGAGUUGAAAUAUGAAAUAAAAAAAAGUCUAGCCUGUUAUUCUAUUAAAGUUGCAAGAUUAUGAGAAACAAUAAAACAAAAUAAAAGUUACAUUUUUGGAAAAUUAGAUUGGGGAAACAUGAUAAUAUUAUAGGAAUAAAGCUAUAAUAUAACAAGAGGAAAAUUUACCAAGAUUUUUUAAGAAGAAAGUUGAAACAUUUGGAUAAAAAAAACCAAAAAAAACAGGAAAAACAUGAAAAAAGAGCAAACACCAAAGUUGCUUUUUUCACUAAUAUCACAAAGCUGAGGUGCAUUUUUUUUUAUUGAAACAUAUAUAUAAAACAUAUAUAAACAUACAAACAUAUAUAACUGUGUUGGUUUCUAAAAUAUCAAAGUGGCCCUUUGCAUCCUUCAGUUUGUGGCCCAUAGUGGAAAAAGUUUGGACACCCCUCGCUUAUGCAGUGAUGAAAGAAAAUUGAGGAAAAGUGUUAAAACUAAUAAAUAUACUGUAAAUACUGUAAAUCUAAUAUCAAUAAAUGUAUAAUAUAGAAUAUAUAUAAAUUGAAUGUAUAAUAUAUAUUUAAAUAUACUGUACAUAAGGAAAUAAAUGCUUAGUAAAUAGUAAUAAAUAAUAGAGGAAAAAUUAAAAUUAAAAUUAAAAUUAAAAAACAAUGGAACAUCCCCCAAACCACGGAAAAACAGGGACUUGCAGCAUGUUUAAAUAGUCGAUAGUAGUCUACACUUUGUCAUUAGGAUUCCGCAAAAGUUGAAUGGAAUCAAGUGGACUCUUCAUUGUUGAAGGUAUUCCACAUUUUGUCUAACAGGCUUCUUCAGCCAUAACCUUUUAAGCGUGGAGAUGGAGUUUCCCUGUUUAUGUCUCUGGUGGGUAGAGAAGGGUUGUUGUCGUACCGCGGCACCACCUAUCAUCCACAUCUCUCCCUCGAAGAUCGAACCGAAGAAGCCUUUUGCAUCAACAACCAAGAAGAUUUCAACCUGUGCGGAUUACCAUCAUCUGAAUGACCGAGAAUGUAAACAGACAUUCAACGAGAGAGUAGCAGAAACACAUGUGGAUUUGAAAAGCAUGACGGCAAAAGUGACUUUGACAGAGUGGAACACUGGCCUUUUUGGCUGCUGUGAAGACAAAUGCUCUUGCUGCUAUGGUUUCUUUUGCUGCCCUUGUCUGGCCUGCUCUGUGGCAGGAAAAUUCGGGCAGAACCGAUGCCUCCCAUUGUGCGACAUACUCAGCCCUGCUGCCUUGACAGCUUGCGGGAUCCCACUGUUUGCGCCCCCUGCAGCUUUGUCUCUCAGAGUUGGUAUCCGCAACAGAUAUGGUGUCAAGGGCUCUAUUUGUAAGGACAUCAUGACGUCUUGCUUCUGCAUGUGGUGCUCCUGGUGUCAGAUGCACCGUGAGCUGAAGUUUCGCAAGAAACACCCCACUGUCGUCAACAUGCAGCCGGCAGCCCUCUAACAUCUCCUUGAAACCUACCAAAUGCACACUUAGUGAGACUUUUGGCUUAUGGAACUAUGUUGCAGCUAAUUUCUAAAUAGAUUACCUUUAUUGGUACAUAGACGAGGUAAGAAAAUAAAUAAAAAGAGAAGAAUAAAGUACCACAGUGGGGAACGUUAAUCAUUAAGAGCAACAAUGGGAUAGAGUGUCUUCCUCAAAGAUACUUUGACAACUCUGGGAGUCAGGUCUUCUUCUUUAAAUUGCUAUUUGUAAAUUCUCAAUCCCCUCAAAAUUUUGACUUUUUUUGGUUUCUGGGCUCAAAAGUGUGAGAAAAUGUCUGUGAAAUAUCAGAAAAGACUCACGUAAAUAAACUGUCAACCUUGGGAAAUGA